AUGGCUUCGACCUCGCCCCCAUACUACGUCCUUGUCUCGCGUUCAACGCUACGGACAGAUGACCACGCGCCUGCCGGGAGCAUCCUAAGCCAUCCGGUUAUCCAGUACCAAUAUGUAGACGACUCUCCGCUGUCGCUUCUCCCGGAGUCCGAGGACGAACACGUACUGGUUCUAGAUUGGGAUCCCGCUGCAGCUCCCCCGACGGGCAGAAGCCUGUCCAAAGGUCUCUCUGUUACAGGAGUCAAGAUUACUGACGCUCCCGGUGCUGGUAUUGCCGACGAAGAGGACAGGAAGAACGACAAAAUGUAUAUCUUGGAUGCUGUCAUGGCUCCUGAAGCCAGAAGCCAGGAUGACUCGCAGGAGGAAGAGAAGGAUGCCAUGGUAGCUCUUUCGAGGUUCAAAGACAUGAACGCUGUUCUGCGCCGUGCACUUGACUAUCCCGACUUCUCUGCCCUCAGGACUCCGCAGCCCCAAGUGGCCGUCCUCAAGCAGACGUAA
Gloeophyllum trabeum ATCC 11539 is the source of this 498-nucleotide messenger RNA. RefSeq lists its product as uncharacterized. The record is from RefSeq and is a predicted model, not a curated record. The coding region runs from base 1 to 498 and encodes 165 amino acids. NCBI's taxonomy places the organism in Eukaryota, Fungi, Basidiomycota, Agaricomycetes, Gloeophyllales, Gloeophyllaceae. The transcript has 3 exons.